AUGAAAGAUUCAUCGAGCCCAGACUCACUAACACAGGAAUUUCAAACACUUCUGGACUCUCUGGGAAUAGAGGGCGACAAGAGAAAGGCUCUCCUUGUGCUGCCUGCACAGCAGAAGCUCCACAUGAUAAACGCCCAGAAGAAAUCAGUCCAGACAAGCGGCUUAGAUAUCGCAAAACAAUUAAAAAAUAUCAAAAAGCCCUUCACAACCUCCUACAACAUAACGGACAUAGAAAAUUGUGUUAGAGAAAUGGGCGUUCUUAGGCUGAAGUUUAUAACACUCACCGAGCAGGAGAUAGAAAAGGCAAUGGACGAGAACAUCCUGGAAGAGCUCUGGGGCCUUAUAUCGAUGCUCUCUCCUGCCACGUGGCCAACCGACUUUCGGAUGUACAUGCAGAUAGAGAACAGCAGGCAAAACAAGCCUAUAUAUAAAAUCCUGGAGCCAACUGCAAAGUUUUUCAAAACAACUUUAAAAUCGCCUGCGGUCAUUAAAAGACUGCAGACAAACAAAAAUCUUUUCAGAGAAAUAUUCUCGCACUAUCCGUCAGACUAUGUGUUCAUAUCAACCAUAAUUCUUGAGAUAGGAGUGAAGUGCGUGGAUCUGCAGAUGGAUACGAUAGUUGAACACCUGUUCCAGCCUAAGAAAAAAGAAGACCAUCUUUACUGCGUUCCUCUGUGCAGCACGAGAAUCCAGAAUCUGAUGGGAGAGAUAUACUACAACUUAACGUUCAAUACGCUAAAUGAAGAGUAUGCAAACAUGUUCCUGCACCUUCUGACCAAGUUCUACCAGGAAGUUCCGCUUGUUGGGAUCAUGAUAGACAGUCUUUUGAGAAUGUGCGAUGUGUCAAAGGUCUUAGGAAAAAUAGAACAGAUGUAUCCAAGCACAAGAGACCUUGUAGGGGCAAUAAUUGGCCGCCAGGAGAGCGUAAGGCGGCUGGCAUGCGAGAUAGAUGUGCGGUCUAUUGGGAUAGAGACAGAAGAAACAAGAAAAGACCUAGACUGCAUUAUCAAUGUGCUAAGUGUCCUGAACAGAAUAAAAAGCAACAGGAUAUACGACGUGCUGCAGUACAUACGAGGGUGCAUUCUAGAAGAAUCAGCGUAUAAGAACAAAGACACAAAGAAAAUUGAACAGGAAAGAGAAAUAAGAAAACAAAAAACAGAAAAAGAAGAAUACAAGUGUAUUUGCAAGGAUAUUCUCCCCAGGCAUCACGAAAUGCGAAGUGCAGUUCCAUCACCUUCAGAUAUCUCAGUGGCCACUCCAAAGCCCCUAAAAACAGAAGAGUGCAGCAGCACAAAUGGCGAAGAGUCUGCACAUAAGCUAAUGCAGGAUCUGAGCAUACAGAAUAAAAAAGCGGUUGAAUCGGUUUUUGUCCACUCUGAGGAAGGACAGUUAGGUAAAACAGAAAAAACAAAAGAACCAGUUAAAAAAAGCGCAGAACCAGCUCCAAAAGAGAAAAGCAGCGAAGCUAGAAGUAAGAGCCAAAUGGAAACAGAUCCAUUGAAUACAGGAGAGAUAAUAGAACAAAUUAUUGCAAACACAGAAAACAUUACGAAAUCUGAAAUAGAAAAGAAAGAGGCUGUAGUGGAUGGAAGAAGCAGAGAAACAAAAAAAACAGAUUCUCUCUCAGUGCACUCCUUUGCUGUUACUGGCCCACCACCUGCACCGCCUAAGGUAUUUCCAAAGACUGCAGGUGUAGAAAUGCCAUCCAGAGCACCACCCAGCAUGCCACCCAAAAUACCAGGAGCACCGCCUAAAGCACCGCCCAGAAUGCAGUCAAAUAUCUCUACUCCUAGCAUGCCUCCAGGAAUACCACCUAAAAUACCAGGAAUACCUCCCAGAAUGCAGUCAAAUAUCUCCACUCCUAGUAUGCCACCUAGAAUACCUCCAGGAGCACCACCUAGAAAAGAGCCUAUUGCGCCAUCUACUGCAGGCAUAGGAAAAGACAAAAUAGAGUUGGCUCCCAUUGAGACGAAUGGACCAUCAAAGCCUGGGCCUAGGGCACAGUACAUCGAAGAAGCUGGCUUAUUGCAGCCUAGCAACCCGCAGCAGAUUCCAUACGAGGUGCACAUAAGGAAGCCAGGAGCCACAGGGCUGUGGAGCCAGCUGGACAAAUCAGAUCUGAAAAUGUUCAAAAAAGAAGAUUUUGCUGUCUUUGAGAGAAAAAAAGCAGAAAAAUCUGCUGAAGAUAGUAAGCCUGUGCUUGAAGGGGUGAUUGACAAAAAAAGAUGCAAAGCCAUUGACAUAGUGCUUGCCAGAGUUAAAACCACCCAUGAAAAAUUAAUAAAAGCGGUUGACGACUUGAAUGCCGAGCCAUUUUCAGAGACUCUUCUGUCCGGGCUUCUUAAAAGCUAUCCCACAGACGAAGAGCUGGAAAUGGUCCAGAAACACGAUGUGGAGCUAGCGCCUGAAAAGUUCUACAAAAGAGCCAUGCAGGUAGAGGGCUUCAAAGACAAGCUAACGAUCCUCCACUUGAAACUAACUCUGCCAAAUAUCAAGAACAGUUUGCUACCAAAUAUACAGAAAGCCAUUGAAGGAUGCGAGAUAGUGCUGAGGACGAAAGAAGUGCACCAGAUUCUUAGAAUGUCGCUUGCUGUGGUAAAUAUCCUGAACUCCAGCAAUAGAAACCAGGGCGCAUGGGGGAUUAAGCUGGAGUCCCUGCCUCGCAUUCUGGAGAAUAAAGUCAUCGUCUCACUUAUACAGGAAAAGAUGAAAGAGCAGAAAAUAAACAUAGAAAAAGAAGUGGGCGUGAUGAAGGAGGUAAUCAAAAUAUCCACCGACAUAAUAGAGACAGACUGUGCAGAAAAUCAGAUGAAAAAACAGUUUAUAGACAAUCUAGACCUGACAUCAGCACAGAAAAAAUCGGUAGAAGAAGUGGUCUCUGUUCUUAAUGCGCUCCAAAAGGUCUACACACAGUGGAAGAGCGCUCUCAACGAGCUGGGAAUGUUCCUGGCAGAAAAAGAGUUUACAGGACAGAGUCUACAAACUCUUCUAAAGUACAUC
Molecule: messenger RNA, 3000 nt
Organism: Nematocida minor
Lineage: Eukaryota; Fungi; Microsporidia
Exons: 1
Biological process (GO): actin filament polymerization
Cellular component (GO): cytoplasm; actin filament
Molecular function (GO): actin binding; microtubule binding
Source: RefSeq, a predicted model, not a curated record